AUGGCAUUACCAGCACACUUACAGGAGACUUUUUCCUCCGAAGAAGUACGAUUUUUAGUCGAGAAUGAGCCGAUUAAGAUAUUUCCACGUAUCACAACAAAAACUAUGGCAAGAACUACUAGUAAUAAUACUAAGAGUCACACAAACAACGACAGUUCUACGCGACAUACUCUCAUUACAAUGAAUAAAUUUCCAUUAAAUGAAAUGAUUGCUAUGAAAUCCAUGGAAGUUUCGUUAUGGUUGGCGCUAUUAUUGAAACAGCAGAACAAAUGUAAUAUUAUUAUACCCGAGUGGCUGACAGUAAAUUCUCUGGAUAGAUAUGUGAAGUAUGAAACAAAAUAUAGCGAUAGGUUUAGCUCACUACCUUGGAACUGGCUAGUAUUAUCGAAGAUUCUGUUUGAGAAAGCGUAUGAUGAUUUUAAUGACCCGGUUAACGAAUUACGACAAAGAAUUCAAGACCUCAGAGAACUGAGACAAGUCAAGGUUCUGAAAGGUUUGAGUUAUUUGAACGAAUCUCAUUUACAAUUAGACAAUCUCUCCUUAACUGAAAUUAAUGAAUUAAGACCGUUUAUUGUUGGCACAAUGAAUAAAUUAAGGGAAGUUCAUAGUGCAUCCCUGGACCAUACCGAAACUAACGAGGGCGAGAAUUUAAAUAUCGAUGAAGAUGCUAGCUUUGGAAGUGCAAACUAUGACGGUAGUCGUAUGGUAACAUAG
Kazachstania africana CBS 2517 is the source of this 714-nucleotide messenger RNA. RefSeq names its product DNA replication protein PSF2 (gene PSF2). The transcript has a single exon. Gene Ontology annotation, cellular component: GINS complex; nucleus. Gene Ontology annotation, biological process: double-strand break repair via break-induced replication; DNA replication. Lineage: Eukaryota; Fungi; Ascomycota; Saccharomycetes; Saccharomycetales; Saccharomycetaceae. Bases 1 to 714 code for a protein of 237 amino acids. The record is from RefSeq and is a predicted model, not a curated record.